AUGUCUUCGUCACAAGUGAAGCUCAUCACAUUAAUCUACUAUAAAACUAAGUGUCUCAAGAAAAUCGAUAGUACUGCUGUUAUAUCGCACCGAUAUGAUGAUUUACAAACGUGUAUUGAUUAUUUUAAUGCAUCGGACAAAAAUGAUAUUCUAUUUCUAAUUGUAUCAGGUUUAGAUGCUCUUGACAUCGUACCAAAAAUCAAUCAUUUAAGACAGUUAGAUUCGAUAUUUAUUAUAGCUGGUAAAGAAGAUGGCUGUAAGACUCCGUCAUCAUUAGAACGGUAUGCAAAAAUCAUUGAUUAUUUUGAAGAGAAUGAGAAUCUACUGACUAAUUUAACUGAGUCGAUCGAAGAGAAUAUUGAUCUGUGCCGUAAACAAAUUGAAUCAUUUAAAUUUUACGAUCAGCAUCAGAAAUCAACACGACAGCUUUCUGAAGAACACGGUUCUUUCCUAUGGUUACAACUGUUUAAACAGGUCGUCCUACAACUACCUCAUGACGAUGAGGCAAAACAGGAGAUGGUAGAGAAAUUACGAGAGUACUAUCAUAAUAAUAAUAAACAACUGAAACUAAUUAGCAAAUUUAAUGAAACGUACAAACCGAGCGAAGCACUACGUUGGUAUACAGGACAACCGUUUAUCUAUAAACAGAUUAAUCGUGCUCUACGUACAGAAGACAUAGAAUUACUUUAUAAAUUUCGGUAUUUUAUAUCCGAUGUUUGCCGUUACAUUGAAAAAAAAUACGUAGACGCGAAAGAAUAUGAACUCAAACUAAAACUCUAUCGAGGUGUAAGAAUGUCUAAGACAGAAAUUAACAGAUUACAACAAAAUAUUGGCAAACUGAUAUCAACAAAUGGUUUCCUCUCAACUAGUAUGGAGGAAGAUGUUGCAUUGGGGUUUGUUGGAAUGGAUGAUAGUGAACAACAGCGAUCAGUUUUAUUUGAAAUUGAUUGUGAUCUGCCUCUUAUAAAUCAUGUACGUCUUGCUUCGUUACGUGAAUUUAGUGAUAAUUAUCAGGAAGAAGAAAUUUUAUUUGAUUUGGAUACAGUAUUUGAAAUUUUAUCGAUUGAAAGUAAUGAUAAAAAUUUAAUUCGUGUGCAAAUGAAAGUCUCUGACGAGGGACGUAAAACAGCACAGACGUACAUUGAGCACGUAAAGAAAGACAUUUCGGGAGUGAGUACAGCACGAAUUGUGUUCGGACGACUUUUAACUGACAUGGGUCAGUAUGAUAAGUGUGAAACGUAUUUUGAACAUUUAUUAAACAGUCAUCAGCGGGAAGAGGAUACGGCAUUUCUUUACUAUUAUCUCGCUGCUGCAAAAGCUCAGAAAGGUUACUAUGAUCAAGCUUUACAAACUUAUCAGAUCUCUUAUGAUUUGUUGAUGCAAGCUAAUCCACCACGUCUCUGGCCAUCGGCUAGUGUAUUAAGCGAUAUAGGAGGAGUGUUCAGUAAUAAAGGCCAGUAUAAACAAGCAACUGAAUAUCAUAAUCGUGCAAUAAACAUUAGAGAACAGUUAUCGGAUUAUCGUGGUCUAGCGACAUCACUAGAAAAUAUGGCUAUUAUCUUCAAAAAGCAAGGCGACUAUGAUUGUUCACUAGCUAAUCUAACGAAAUGUUUGGAAUUUAGAAAAAAACUUUAUCCGGAAGAACACGAACAGAUAGCAAAUUGUCUAAUGAGAACUGCCGGUGUAUAUAGAGAUCGCAAUGAGUUAAACUUGGCCUUAGAUUAUGAAAAGCAAGCAUUGAAAAUCAACGAACAGUGUCUACCUGGUGGACAUCCUAGGAUUGCCGAAAGUUUACACUAUAUUGGACAAACGUUGUACUUCCAAGGACGUUUUGAUGAAGCACUAGAUUAUUAUAUGCGUUCAUUAAAUAUGCGGGAGAGAGCUUUUGCUACGACUGGUGAACAUCCGACUGUUGCUACAAGUCUGUCAAGUAUUGGUAUGAUAUAUUAUUCUAAAAAUGAAUUUACACUGGCUCUAGAGUACUAUCGAAGAGCUAUGAAAAUCAGAGAGACAUUUGGUCUAAUGGACAGUGAUCAAGCAGCCACUACACUGAUGAAAAUCGGAAUGGCACUAUGUAAACAGGAAAAGUAUGAGGAAGCCUUGCCGUACUAUAAACAGUCUUUAGAAGUUAAAGAAAAAGUAUUUCCAUUUGGACACUUUGAAAUUGUUGACUGUCUGACGAAUUUGGGUAAUGCCUAUCGGGAUAUGGGGAAUUUUGAUCAAGCAUUCCAAUACUUUCAACAGGCGAAGGAACAUGUUGAGUUUGAAACUGUUCCGAAGAAAAUGAAUUUCAUUCGUCUAUCACGUCUCACAGAUAAUAUGGGUAUUGCAAUUGGACGUUUGCACGGAGAUAAUGACGAUGAACAGAGACUUCGAGGUCUGGAAUAUCGUCUAGAAGCUGUACGCCUGCUAUCCAGAGUCUAUCCACGUCUGGACUAUGCACGAUGGAUGGAGACAAUCGGUGAUGUUUUCUGUGACUAUAAUCGAUGGUCGAAAGCCAUCGAAUGUUACCGAACAGCGCUGAGAAUGAAAGAAAAAUGCACUCCAUUCAAUAGCAAGGAAGUUGUAACGAGUCGGAGAAUGCUAGGCCGUCUCUUCUUACAGAAGCAUGAUGAUAACGAGCACCGACAGUAUCGAGAUUACAUCCUAGCUCGAAUGCACUAUGAGAAAGCAUUGGUGGUAAUUAUGCGUGAGUCGUCGUCACAUGAAUCGAACUGUUAUGCUACGGUGUUAAAUGCAAUAGGCAGUAUCUAUGAAAAAACGUCCAAGUAUUCGCUAGCAUUGCAACAUUAUGAAAAAGCAUUUGUUAUCUUAUCUGCUAUCGCAGUGAAUUAUGUUUCCUCGGAAGAUGGUAACGAUGACGACGAGGUAGAUCAAGAAACCGUUGAAAUGAAUGUUGCUAGAAUGGAAUGGUUGACCAACUAUUGUCGGUAA
This is a messenger RNA of Didymodactylos carnosus, 2934 nucleotides long. The record is from the annotation of a GenBank genome assembly. Lineage: Eukaryota; Metazoa; Rotifera; Eurotatoria; Philodinida; Philodinidae.